Messenger RNA from Puma concolor (puma), 687 nucleotides. The record is from RefSeq and is a predicted model, not a curated record. Lineage: Eukaryota; Metazoa; Chordata; Mammalia; Carnivora; Felidae.
AUGGCUGAGUUCCCUGAGAGCAGUGGUCUCCUUUCUCCCUUCCAGGCUGCCCUCCUCCGCGCUGUGCUUCGGCGGCCCGGCCCGGCCCUGUGGAGAAGGCCUGUCUGCGGGCUGUGGUGCCGCACAGCCACCGGCCGGGAUCCGGGGAGGUGGGUGGGGAGCGGGUGCCCCGCCCCGAAGGAGAAAGCGGCAGGUGCGGAGACAGAGAACUUCCAGAUGGUCUACCGGUUUGACGCCAUCAGAGCCUUCGGGUACUUGUCUCGGCUGAAGGUGGCACAGACGGCCCUCACGGUGCUGGCCCUCCCGCCUGGCUGCUACUGGUACUUGCAGGGCUUCGUGACGCUCGGCUCCCUGUGUGUCGCGGGCGGGGUGGCUGGCUUUGCCCUGGCCAUGCUCUGCUGGAUGAGCUAUUUCUUCCGGAGGCUGGUGGGCAUCCUGUAUGUGAACGAGGCGGGCACUGUGCUGCGGGUGGCGCACCUGACCUUCUGGGGCCAGCGGCAGGACACAGACUGCCCCGUGGCCGACGUGAUCCCCAUGACGGAAACCAAGGACCGGGCCCAGGAGCUGUUUGUGCGUAUCCAGCAGUACAGUGGGAAGCAGACCUUCUACCUCACCCUUCGCUACGGACGCAUCGUGGACAGAGAGCGUUUUGCGCAGGUGUUUGGGACGCUGGACUCCCUCAAGUGA